CCACUCGACUGAACAUGGAUCACUAUUUAAACACCAAACGACUUCCACAGUCGAAACACCAAGCUUUCUCUGAGAGUUCUGCAGUCCGAGACCUGCUGCGUCUCACCUGGACACCACAGGCGAGUGGUUCUGAGCCAGUGGCUGAUCCAGUUUUUUCCACCAAAGUAUGGCGUUUCCUCGCUUCGUUUUGUUGAAAGUGGUGCUUCUAGGUGUGUUGGUGGUGGCGGCCGCCCAUGUGAGCCAUGAUUCAGAUGAUGUAACUGAUCGAGGCAUUCCAUCGACCUCCUCAUCGCAUCAUGGACCCGGUGGUAGGUUCAGGUUGACAGAGGAAUCUGGUGCAGGACGAAGCCUCCUAAAUAUUCAGGACCCUUGCGGUCAAGGCAAUUCUCCUGCCUACAAUUGCGCAAGGAUUCUUCCCAGGGGAUCGAGGAGGCCUGUUUGCUGCAGUAGUCCGAGGAGGCAAUGCAGGGAUAUUGGUGCCACAGACAGAAACAACUGCGGGGCGUGCAACAGGAGAUGCUCAUGGAACGAAAUCUGCUGCGGCGGGAGAUGUUAUGACUCACGAAGAAACUCAAAUCACUGCGGGAGGUGUAAUAUUAGGUGCCCUCGCGGCUUCCAGUGUAUUCAAGGGACUUGCGGGUACAAUGGACAUGAGUAUCGCUAGAUGUUUCACGUCAAUCAAUGUUCGAGGGAGUCUUCGCGAUUAUUCAAAAGUUGCUCGUUUCUCAUACUCAACCUUGUCACAUUGCUUGUCCGGUGUUCCAUCCCAUCGUUGGCCACCAGACGAUUCUCCUUGAAAGAAACUGAGCAUUCGAUGAAUCCAGGAAUAUUAAUGGGCUUUCAACGUUAGUAGAUCUUCAGUUGAUUCUGCUAUAUAGAAUUUAGAGGUUAUGUUAUGCUAUUGUCCUGCUACUAAUUAAAGGGUCUAAUAAUUUCCGAUUUUACCAAUAAGGUUCAAAUCCCCUUCAGCUCUGACUAUGAUGGGGUCCUAGAGGAUAUUGGCUUCUUUCUUGACUUCUAGGAACUUUGCUAUAUAAAUAUAUUAGGGAAAAAUUGGAUACGCCCUUGAAAACUAAGAACAGGGAGUAUACAAGGUCUAGUGGGAAUCAUUGAUUGAAAGUGCGGAGGGACGGAUGCAAUAAGUAUCACACAAGAAAUUAUCUUGAGGAUUCAUUUCUGUAGAGAUAUCUUUGAUUCCAGCCAAUGUAAAGCUUCAUAGCUACUCUUGGGUGAAUCGGCUCAAGGGCUAUUUGAUUCCACCGAGGUUAUCUCCUAUUGUGAACACAAUAAACAUUAUGAAACUUUUACUAACA
This is a messenger RNA of Physcomitrium patens, 1313 nucleotides long. NCBI's taxonomy places the organism in Eukaryota, Viridiplantae, Streptophyta, Bryopsida, Funariales, Funariaceae. The record is from RefSeq and is a predicted model, not a curated record.